Messenger RNA from Peromyscus eremicus (cactus mouse), 1077 nucleotides. RefSeq names its product speckle-type POZ protein-like. Gene Ontology annotation, molecular function: ubiquitin protein ligase binding. The coding region runs from base 1 to 1077 and encodes 358 amino acids. The transcript has a single exon. The record is from RefSeq and is a predicted model, not a curated record. NCBI's taxonomy places the organism in Eukaryota, Metazoa, Chordata, Mammalia, Rodentia, Cricetidae. Gene Ontology annotation, cellular component: nucleus; cytoplasm. Gene Ontology annotation, biological process: proteasome-mediated ubiquitin-dependent protein catabolic process; regulation of proteolysis.
AUGGCAGGAGAUGAGAUAGCCCAGAGAUGGGACCACACACAAAUCAGCAUUCAGGAUUUCUGCUAUAGGUGGACCAUCAGCAACUUCCCUUUUAUUGUUGAGGAAAUGCCAGAAAGCUUUAUGAGCCCAGCUUUCUCAAUAGGAGCCAAUGACAAAUGGUGUUUGAGAAUACACCCGAACGGAGUCGAUGAAGAAAGUGCAGAUUACCUGUCAGUUUACCUAGUGUUACUCAGCUAUCUAAAGAGUCAUGUUUGGGCAAAGUUCCAGUUCUGGAUCAUAAACAACGAAGGAGCGAAAAUGAAAGUCAGGAGGAGCCCAAGAGCCUUUAGGUUCGUGCCACGCAGCAAUUGGGGUUAUAAAAAAUAUAUUGCUCGAGACUUCCUCUUGUCCCAUGCAUUUCAGUUUUUCCCAGAUGACCAGCUCACCCUCGUCUGCAAGGUCAGCAUAGUCCAGGUCUCUUUGAGCAUCUCUGACCAGAACAGGAAACCAGGAAUUCAAGUUCCCAACUGCACAUUGGCAGAUGAGCUAGGAGAGCUGUGGGAGAAUUCCUGUUUCACAGACUGCUGUCUGGUGGUAGCUGGCCAGGAAUUCCAGGCUCACAAAGCCAUCUUAGCAGCUCGCUCUUCAGUUUUCAGAGCCAUGAUUGAACAAGAUAUGGAGGAGAGUAGAAAGAACCGCUUUGAGAUCCCUGACCUGGAGCCACAAGUCUUCAAGGCAAUGAUGGACUUCAUUUACACUGGGAAGGCACCAGACCUGGACAGCAUGGCAGAUGCUCUGCUGGUAGGUGCUGACAAGUAUGGCCUGGAGCGUUUGAAGGUCAUGUGUGAGGAUGCCCUCUGCAGGAACCUUUCUGUGGAGAAUGCUGCCCACACUCUUGUCCUGGCUGACCUCCACAGCUCAGAGCAGCUGAAAACCCAGACACUGGAUUUCAUUACAGCUCAUGCUUCUGAGGUCUCUGAGACCUCCAGCUGGAAGACAAUGGUGGACUCAUAUCCCCACCUAUUGGCUGAAGCUUAUGGUUCCAUGGCUUUUACUCACUGCCCUUCCCAGGGGCAACUUAGUAAAUGCUUGAAGUGA